This is a messenger RNA of Pteropus alecto (black flying fox), 4906 nucleotides long. RefSeq names its product zinc finger protein 346 (gene ZNF346). Lineage: Eukaryota; Metazoa; Chordata; Mammalia; Chiroptera; Pteropodidae. Bases 118 to 1152 code for a protein of 344 amino acids. The transcript is spliced from 7 exons. The record is from RefSeq and is a predicted model, not a curated record. Gene Ontology annotation, molecular function: zinc ion binding; double-stranded RNA binding.
CUCUGGGAGUGGCGGAAGCGUGGGGCGAGAACGCGGACCAGCCCUUGGGGUCUACGGUCACACCCUCUAGCUCCCGGCCCGCCCCCUUGCGUGACGCGCCCCGGGACUCCCGGACUCAUGCACCCCAUCGGGCCCGGCUCCCCCGAAAAUCGGCCAGCUCCCCGGAAAAUUGAGGCCGCGGCACCCCCAGAAACAGGGAACCGCGUGCAAGUGGUCUGGGGCCUUUUCAAGCUCAGGCUGCGGGUGCUUUCUGCGCGGUCUUCCUCACCCACCAGAGCGCAGCUCUUCCCAAACUCGUGGACUCUAGUCCCCGUUCAUGCCUUCUCGGAGACCCACAGAACCUUCCCCGCCGGACUCACCAUUUUAUUCCUGACUCCAUCGUCCUUGUCUCCAGUAGAGCACAUGAUCCAGAAGAACCAGUGUCUCUUCACCAACACCCAGUGUAAGGUUUGCUGCGCCUUGCUCAUUUCAGAGUCCCAGAAGCUGGCACACUACCAGAGCAAAAAACAUGCCAACAAAGUGAAGAGAUACCUAGCAAUCCAUGGAAUGGAGACAUUAAAGGGGGAAACGAAGAAGCUAGACUCAGAUCAGAAGAGCAGCAGAAGCAAAGACAAGAACCAGUGCUGCCCCAUCUGUAACAUGACCUUUUCCUCCCCUGUCGUGGCCCAGUCGCACUACCUGGGGAAGACCCACGCAAAGAACUUAAAGCUGAAGCAGCAAUCCACUAAGGUGGAAGCUCUGUCGAAACGCCUUACAAACCCUUUCCUUGUGGCCUCCACCUUAGCCUUGCACCAGAAUAGAGAGAUGAUAGACCCAGACAAGUUCUGCAGCCUCUGCCACGCGACUUUCAACGACCCUGUCAUGGCUCAACAACAUUAUGUGGGCAAGAAACACAGGAAACAAGAGACCAAGCUCAAACUCAUGGCACACUAUGGGCGGCUGGCAGACCCUGCUGUCACUGACUCAUCAGCCGGGAAGGGCUACCCGUGCAAGACGUGUAAGAUAGUGCUGAACUCCAUAGAACAGUACCAAGCUCAUGUCAGCGGCUUCAAACACAAGAACCAGUCACCAAAAACAAUGGUGUCACCCCUGGGCCAGAUUCCAAUGCAAAGACAACCCAUUCAGAAAGACUCGACUGCCUUGGAAGACUAGAGGUGUUUCUGUUCAGCACCCCAGGUUGAAAUAGCCAUGAGCCAGCCUCCCAUGACCAUGACCAGGGUCAGCCCUCGGCUCCUUCUUCCUCCUCUCUUACAUUGGCCUGAAGCAGGAGUGGGCCACAGGCAUCCUCUGAUCAGUCCAGACAGAUCUCCUUUGGAUGGGCCCUGUAGGUCAGGACAAAGGGAGUGGGGAUCUGGGGAGGACUUGAUGUCUCAUAGGGUGAUAGUUUAAAGGAUGGCCUUUCCCCUUCCCCAGCCCUACUAGGCCAUGUGUCAGUGAGGCUCUGGGCCUGUCUCCCAUCCAAGUCAGUUUUAGACAAGUCCCUGCAGCUAAAGGACUGAGCUCCCCGGGCUCGAGGCAGCUCCAGUGAAACCUGGCGCUUUCCCACCAGACUCUGGCCUAGGCAGGAAAGGGCAGAGGGAAGUAGCUGCCACAUGGAAGCUUAGAGCUAAUGUGACACUCCCCCUCACCCAGAAAAGUGCAAGCUUUCCUGAGCCUGGGACUUGAUGCUGGCCAGUUGUACAGGUUUCUGCCCACUGUGAAGUUUCCUCCUGGAGCAGUGUCAGCCCCAGCAGAGCAUUGCUGUCCCUCCUUCCCCUUCUCCACAGUUCCUGAAUGGUGCUAAGGACCUGCAGCAACUGGAGACAAGCUAGAGCUGAAGGAGGCCUCAGUACCCAGUGAGAUCACAGAAGGCUCCAGUUGGGGCCUUUCCCUUCCUCUGUCAGAGGAGCUCUGACCUGGGGACUUGUGGGAAAGUCCCCACAUGCAAGUUUCUUUGAUGGCUCGCUGCCCUUAUAGGCAAACUGCCUUGUGUCAGCCAGCCCGGAGGCUCUUUGCUGCCCUUUGGCCCCGCUGGCUCUCCUUCCCCUGUGCAGCAGACCACCGCCCAGGUUGCUAUGGUGCUAGCCAUCUCUCAUCACCUACCGGGAGGCUCCUGGGUGCCCACGAGCAGAACGGGCCCCAGGAAAGAAAGGAGGGCUGGCGCAAGUUGCCGCAGUGAGCAAUCAGAUGCUCCCCAGGCCCAAACCUGGGUUUCCCCAACCGCCUGGUACUUCACUGGGAGCGGGCUUGUAGCUUUCAAGCAGGAAUUCUAGGGAGUGGCACCAUCAGAGGCCCCUCUUUGUUGCCUCAAAGGAGCCCCUAGCUGCUCUCAUGGCCUCUUCCUCCCACUCGCUACCCCUCUCCACCCCUCGCCUGUGAAAUGCCUUUAGUAUCGUAUGUGGGUGUGUGGGUGUGUGCUUAUGCUCUGUCUCUUGGUCACUGAAGCAUCUAAAUAAAGAAUUCUCCUAUGAGCCUGACUACAACUUAACAGACCUGGGAUUUGGAGCUGUAUUGCCAUUGGAUGUAGUAUGUAUGUCUUUAUCCUUCACCCAGGAUCCUAAGUAUUGUUCUUAGGAGUCGGGACAGAGAGAGACAUCCAAAUAGCUUGGCAGCCCUGUGGGAGCCUUCCCAGAUACCCUAAACUCAAUACAACCUCAUCUGCUCAUCCAUCUCCUCCUGUGAUGGGGGGCCUCAUGGGGAUCUUUGGAAGGUUUAAGCUAGUAAUCUACUUGCUUCGAGAGGAUCAUUCUGGCCACUAUGUAUAUAAAGAAUACUGGGGAGCAGGAAAGGAGACCGACAAAGAGGCCAAAAUGAAGGCUGUGUCUCAUAUGGCUCUGUCUGCACUAACCUCUUCAGGGCAGAGACCUAGACUUGGUCGUUCCCACUUCCUUAGUGUACAGAGUGGUGUGUCAUGGGUGUUUGCGGAAUGAAUGCAUGAAUGAAGAUGCAUAAGGCCUUUUCUCUCUCAGUUUUUACACAGAGAUGGGUUUGUUCCAUGGAACUUAUCAUAGGCCUGGUAAUUCUUGGAAGAAACUUUUUCAUGGCCCAAAAACGAGCUGGGAAGUGAGAGUAUGAUGGCCUCAGGAGUCCUUUGUCCAGGCUUUGUUUCAGACAGCCAGAUCUGAGGAAGGUGCCUGGGCAGCCUCAGCUCCCAUUCUUCACUCAGUAAACUGCUCCUGGCCAGCCGGGAAAGACCCUACAGAAUCGGCCCCCACGGUGGGUUCUGGCACUCAGCUUCCAGAGCCCAGACUGCUUAGUAGUUUCUUCAGAGCCCUUCUCCCUGACACAUGUCAGAAUCAGCCCCAUCUAUCAGACAAGGAAGCGAAGAGCAAAGGGGCAGGUGGGCUGUCAUCCCAUGCCAUAUCCUUGCCCUGCAGCACCUCUCUCUACAUUCAGGAGUCCCUGCCGGCUAUGUGCCCAGCCUUGUUGGCAUGGGGACACAGGAUACAGAUGAGCACUUUUCCUUGGGGAACUCACACACAGUUGAAGACCAUGAUGGCGGUGGUCAGAGGGUCAUACUGGGCACUGUGGGAAUGCCUAGGAUGCAGGCACUAACUCAGCCAAGGGUAUGAAAAGCUGGCGAAGCUGAAAAACUAGCAUUUGAUUUGCAUAACCUUUUGGACUAAGUGAUGAUACUCUUGUUUUAUAGAAAAUAAACAGGCUCAAAGGGGUGCAGGGAUUUACCCAAGGCCUUACCACUAAGAAGCAGCAAAAUGGGGAGUGGAACCCAGUUCUCUAGAUUCCUAUUCCAGAACCCUUUUCAAACAAGGACCAGGGUCCUUUCCACAUGAACCCUGGACCUGCCUCACCCACCUGGCAGGGCCGUGGUCUCACAGAGCAAGCAGCCGCUCAGGGCAGGGGUAAUAGCAGCACUCACAACACACUUCAGACAAGUCUCAAUGGUGAUUUUAUAUUCCAAGCCCCCUCUUACCUCUCAUCAUUUUACCCAAGAUUCGUAGUGUAUUAGACUUGAGUUAUAACUGUAAGAAACUGACAGUUGUUACCUAAAAAGAAAUUGAUUCAGCUAAUGAAAAUUUUUGGUACAGAGGAGGCUAGAUUUAAAUUCUGACAAAGUGUCAUCAGGAAGAAUUUAAUCUCGCUGUGCUUUUUUCUGUGUGGCCUCUUCCUCGAGCAGACUCUCCAAAAGGUGACGAGGUGGCCACUGGCAGCUCCAAGCUUAUAUCCUGAUAGAUUGGCAACUUCAGUGGAAAGAACAUCUUUCUACUAAUUCCAACAAAAAAUUCUGAGAUUGACUCAUUAUCCAGCUUGGUCCUGUUCCCAUUCCCUAAACCAAUCACUGUGGCUAUGGGAAAUGGUGCUGUGAUUUGGGGCCUGUAAAGAUGUGAGUUCCACCUAAAACAUUGACCUGCAGAAGGAGAGAUGUGUCCCUAAGAGGAAAAAGGGUGGGGCUCCCUCCAGACUGAAGGAGGAGGAUGGAUACAGGUGGGCAAAACAUAACUGUUGUCAGUCAUACCCAGAAAUUGUCUUUAACUAUUUUUUUCCUAACUUUUUGAGAUACAGCAUACAUUUAGUAAUGUGUGCCAAUUUUUAGAGUCUGGUUUGAUGAAUCCUCAUAUGUGUAUACAUCUGGGCAGUCACCCUCCAGAUCAACAUACAGAACAUUGCCAGCUCCCUAGAAGUUUCCUUCGUUCUCCUUCCUAGUCAGUAUCCCCCAGAAGGAAACACUAAUUUGACCUCUAUGACCAUAGUUUAGUUUUGCUUGCUCUUGAAUUUUAUAAAAAUAUACAUCUUCUUUUGCUCAAUAUUGUCUGAGGUUCAUCCAUGUUAUGGUGUGUAUCAGAAGUUUAUUUUUUCAUGCUGUGUAGUAGCCCAUUAUAUGACUAUCCCACAAUUUUGCCAUUCUACUGUUGACAGACAAUUGGGUUGUUUCUAGUUUUGACUAUUACAAAUAAAGCUGUUGUUAAAA